AUGACAUGCCAGACAUUCAGUGCCGCGGACUCGUUCACCACACUUGCAGGAGACUCCCCUGCCUUGCCACUGCUAAUGCACCACGCCAGCACAGGGGAAUGCCUGCCCGUAAGCAGCCACGCCAGCAACAUGGUGUCUGCAGUGUCCUCCGGUUUGUCUCUGGUCCAGUCGUCCAAGCGGUCUCACAUGCACCUGUCCACCUCUGCCCUUGGCAACACAUCAGCUGGCCUGCACUAUCCCAUGCCUCCUUGUCACUAUAGCAACCAGCAGACGACAUACGGGAUGAUGGCAGGCAGCUUGGCCCCAUGCCUGUACAAGUUCCCAGAGCACAGCCUGGGAGGUGGGUCAUGUGCGCUGAGCCACAGUUUCACCCCGCUGCCCCAGGGCCUUCUGACGGAGGAGCCCAGCCUGGGCGACAUCAAACAGGAGCUCCGCAGGAAGAGCCGACCCCCAGAGGAACCCCCUGACAUGGACUCACCCCAGAUUCGGGAGCUGGAGAAGUUUGCUAAUGAUUUCAAACUGCGCAGGAUCAAGCUGGGAUACACUCAGACCAAUGUGGGUGAGGCGCUAGCUGCUGUCCAUGGGUCAGAGUUCAGCCAGACCACUAUCUGUCGUUUUGAGAACCUUCAGCUCAGCUUCAAAAAUGCUUGUAAGCUGAAAUCCAUCCUGGCCAAGUGGCUGGAGGAGGCCGAACAGGCUGGAGCUCUAUUUAAUGAGAAAAUGGGCAUGCACGAGAGAAAGCGGAAGCGGAGAACCACCAUCAGUAUGGGGGCAAAAGAGGCCCUGGAGAGAAAUUUUGUGGAGAAGAGCAAGCCAUCCUCACAGGAGAUAGUCCGCAUGGCGGAAGGGCUGCACCUGGAGAAAGAGGUAGUGCGCGUGUGGUUCUGCAAUCGCAGGCAGCGGGAGAAGCGUGUCAAAACCAACCUGCACCACAGCUCUUUCUUUUCUAAAGAGGUUCCCUCCUGUAGGUAGAUAUCAUGUGUAACUCUUCCAUGGAGAUUUUGCAAUGACAUACAGAAAAUAAACCUCAGGAAUUUUUGUCUCAAAGCAGUGGAAAAAUAUGUUUAGCUCUGACCUAAUGUGAGUAAACUACAAUGGUGGAUUAUAAAUCGUAAUGUAGGCCUAUGUGUUAGCUUCAUUUGGAUGCUGGACAUAUACAGUGAAAGACUUAACUUCAGUUGAUACCUGAGUACUGCUUAUUUUGACAAAAACAUUGUGCCCCAGAUUAUAUUUGAUCCAAAGUGUUCUCAAACUAAUUACAUGUUUACACAAUCACCACUCACUGUCAUUAAUUAUGGG
Messenger RNA from Alosa alosa (allis shad), 1299 nucleotides. RefSeq names its product POU class 1 homeobox 1 (gene pou1f1). Gene Ontology annotation, molecular function: DNA-binding transcription factor activity, RNA polymerase II-specific; RNA polymerase II cis-regulatory region sequence-specific DNA binding. Bases 1 to 972 code for a protein of 323 amino acids. Lineage: Eukaryota; Metazoa; Chordata; Actinopteri; Clupeiformes; Clupeidae. The record is from RefSeq and is a predicted model, not a curated record. Gene Ontology annotation, biological process: regulation of transcription by RNA polymerase II. The transcript is spliced from 6 exons.